AUGGCCGACAAGGAGGCAAGCCAGCCCACGCCCGCCGCUCCGCCUCCUCAUCCCGCUGCACGCACCUCGUCCUUUGCUCCCACCGCGGCGACAGGCAGCACUGCGGCGACAUCAGCUGCACCCGCAUCGACCUCGACAGCGAUAGCAACGGCGUCAGCGACGGCGACGGCGAGCUCGACGCCAUCCUCCUCAAAACCUCCCUCGCUCAAGGCGCCCUCCAGGCCGACCCACUUCUUGACCAAGUCCCUCACCACCGCAGCCGGCACCAGCACCGCAUCGUCGUCGAUCAACAUCCGCGGCUCCGCCUUCGCCCACCAUCACGUCCUCGCACCCGCCCGCACAUCUUCACUGCGGACGCUCGACAACGCCCCAGAUGACUGGGACGCCGAUUCCACCGCAUCUUCGCUCUCGCAGCAGGCGCCCAGCACCAUCGAUGACGGGUCGCGCGGUCCAAACAGGGACGGGGCGGGCCUGUUUGCCUCGCAUCGCCCAGAGUUCGACCAGGACCGCGUGGACAACGUCGGCGUCGGUGCCGGCGGCAGCGGCAGCGCCAGCAGCAGCUUCAUGAACGCCUUUCCCUUUCUCGGCCAGAGCGAUGGUGUCAACGAGUUCGGACAGAAGGUUGCGGGUGGAUCCACACGGGCGCCACCCAGAGACGCCCUCGACUACAUUCGCUCCGUCAGCCACCGGGCAGACGUGCGAGCGCCCUCGUCGUCGCAGCAGAAUUGGUCGAGGCCACAUUCGUCAGAUGCGGAGAAGGCGGCCUCGUCGAUAUCCAGAGCACCCUCGCCUUUGCCCGCCGCCAGCCGGGUCGCCGAACCCGCUGCGAGGCCAGUCACGGUCGAGACGGGGUCGUUCAAGGGCAAGGAGAAGGCUGCGCUCGCCGAGGUCGUCGAUGCCGGCGCAAACGGUGAAGCGAUACCGACGGCAGAGGAAGACUACCCGGCCUCACCGAUCCCCACCAGCGAGCAGGGCGCCCCGACCGUCAGCGGCGUCGAUGGCCAAGGGAGGGGCGGUGACGAUGGCGCCUAUCCGGAUCGCAAGUACUACAUCUUGAGCAGCGCGGGGAAGCCCAUCUACAUCAGCCACCUCGCCUCGCGCCGCACGUCGAGGUCACGGCAGGGUUCGCGCGAUGCGGCCGACGAGGAGGCCGAGCGGCGGCGGCAGCAGGAGCUCGAGGACGACGAAGAGGAGCGUGCGACGACGCAGGUGGGCGUCAUGCAGGCGCUCAUCUCGAUCUUCGCCGACGACGAUGGCGACCGGCUGCGCCACAUCAACGCCGACAAUGGCCGGACGCGCAUCACGUUCCUGCUGCGGUCGCCCCUCUACUUCGUCUGCGUCUCGUCGUGGGGCGAGCCGCCGGCGACGACGCGCAUGCACCUCGAGAACCUGCACCUCCAGGUGCUCAGCCUGGUGAGCGCCGGCCAGCUGUCGCGGCUGUUUGCGCGCAUGCCCAACUUUGACCUGCGACGACUGCUCGAGGGCACCGACGUGCUGCUCGGCAGCCUGCUCGCGCGCCUCCAGACCGACCUCUGCUUUGCUCUCGAGGCGCUGCAGCCCGUGCGCGUCGAGGCGCCGUUGCGGGAAGCCGUCUCGACGCUGCUGCUGCCGCCCAAGGGCGACGCGCGGCCAAAGGACCUCCUCUACGUGCUGCUCCUCGCCAACCAGCGCAUCCUCACGCUGCUCCGCCCCAGGCGGCACAGCGUCCACCCGGCAGACAUGCACCUCCUGGUCAACACCGUGUACGGCACCGAGGCCAUCCGCGAGCCGGGCGGAGAGAGCUGGGUGCCCAUCUGCCUGCCCAAGUUUGCGCCGCAGGGCUUCGUGCAUGCCUACGUCAGCUUCCUCGAGCGGCCUGCGGGUCCGGGCGGGGCAAGCGGCGAGGGCCGCCACGACGGAGCCGACGGCGACGAUGACAGUAGCCUGGCGCUCGUCAUGGUGACGGGCGACCGCGACGGCUUCUCGGAGCUGAGCGCAUGGCGCAGCGACAUCAUUGCCUCGCUCUCUGCCGCUCCGGCUCCCAAAGCGGCGGCGGCGGCGCCCACGUCGCCGAGCCUGCUGGCGGGUCUGUUUGACGCCGUCGGCCGGUGCGACUACAGCGCCGACGAGCUCGGCAUCGCGGGGCUGCGCCACUUUGUGUACAAGUCGCGCACCAAUGUCCAGAUCACGGCGACGCGCCUCGAGGCGCCGUACGAGGCGGGCAGCGACGACCACAAGCGCCUCGUCACGCUCUACACGCUCGCCCACGACGCCAUCCACGGCCUCUCUACAGGUGCAUCGGUGCCGCUGCCCGGCGGCACCAAGACCUCGACGGACCUCGCGUCCGAAUACCUCGGUAGCGGCAGCGGCGGCAGCGGUGGGGCAGGUGGGAUGGACGGAAUCGUCGGAGGAGGUCGGACGAUCCAAGCGGCCUCGUCCAACUUUAUGCAAAAGGUGCUCCUCGGCGGCGGUGGUGGCACAUCAUCAUCAGCGAGACAGGACUACAGCGCCGCCGCCGCCGCCGCCGCCGCCGCUGGGCAGAGACGGCUGCCGCCGAUCGCGGGACCGGUCAAGAUGCAGUACUACCAGACGGAGCGCGAAGCCGUGCUCGGGUGGAUCACGCAGCCGUUUGAGCUCUACCUGACCUUUAACCCGUGGCUCAGCAAGACGGCCAUCGUCGCCGCUGCCAACGCCGUCGCCAAGUGGGUCAAGCAAAACGAACAGGCCGUCUUUAUCACUAGCGCACUCACCUUUUAG
Pseudozyma flocculosa PF-1 is the source of this 2736-nucleotide messenger RNA. RefSeq lists its product as uncharacterized. NCBI's taxonomy places the organism in Eukaryota, Fungi, Basidiomycota, Ustilaginomycetes, Ustilaginales, Ustilaginaceae. Bases 1 to 2736 code for a protein of 911 amino acids. The record is from RefSeq and is a predicted model, not a curated record. The transcript has a single exon. Gene Ontology annotation, cellular component: fungal-type vacuole membrane; Mon1-Ccz1 complex. Gene Ontology annotation, biological process: vesicle-mediated transport; protein targeting to vacuole.